Molecule: messenger RNA, 3134 nt
Organism: Trachemys scripta elegans
Lineage: Eukaryota; Metazoa; Chordata; Testudines; Emydidae
Gene: MEIS2
Product: Meis homeobox 2
Exons: 13
Coding region: 385-1977 (530 amino acids)
Biological process (GO): positive regulation of transcription by RNA polymerase II; eye development; positive regulation of cell population proliferation
Molecular function (GO): DNA-binding transcription activator activity, RNA polymerase II-specific; RNA polymerase II cis-regulatory region sequence-specific DNA binding
Source: RefSeq, a predicted model, not a curated record
CUCUUAAGAGGGGCCUGUCCGAUUUGCUCUCCUCUGUUGCUGAUGAUGAUGGCGGCCAGUAUUAAAAAAUAGCAGCAAAAAUUAUUCACCAGCUUUGUGUGUGUGUGUGUGUGUGUGUGUGUGUGUGUGCGUCUCUCUCUCUCUCUCUCUCUGUGUGUGUCUCUGCAAUUGUUCCACGCUUUUUUCCUCUCCAGCUUUUCCCCCAGCAGCGCGAUUUCCCUGCUACUCUAGCUGCUCAGUAGCACGGGUUUCACAGGGGAAGGUUUGCUGCUGCUGCUGCCGCUGCCGCUGCCUGGGAUAUCUAAACAUAUAUCUAUCCACACAUAUAUUGCUGCUUGUUUUGUCUCUGACUUUGACAACGACAAGGGGAAUUGCUACUAAAUAAUGUUUCUGUACGAUGAGCUGCCCCAUUACGGCGGGAUGGACGGAGUAGGGGUGCCGGCUUCCAUGUACGGAGACCCUCACGCUCCCCGGCCGAUCCCUCCGGUUCACCACCUGAACCAUGGGCCGCCGCUACACGCCAGCCAGCACUAUGGAGCCCACGCCCCGCACCCCAAUGUCAUGCCGGCCAGCAUGGGAUCGGCUGUCAACGACGCCUUAAAGCGGGACAAAGAUGCGAUCUACGGGCACCCGUUGUUCCCCCUGUUAGCGCUUGUCUUUGAGAAGUGCGAGCUGGCGACCUGCACUCCCCGGGAGCCUGGUGUGGCCGGCGGGGAUGUCUGCUCCUCGGACUCUUUCAACGAGGACAUCGCGGUCUUCGCUAAACAGGUCCGCGCUGAAAAACCACUUUUUUCUUCAAACCCAGAGUUGGACAAUUUGAUGAUCCAAGCAAUACAAGUACUAAGGUUUCAUCUUUUGGAAUUAGAAAAGGUCCACGAGUUGUGCGAUAACUUUUGCCAUAGGUACAUUAGUUGUUUGAAAGGAAAAAUGCCAAUCGACCUAGUUAUUGACGAAAGGGAUGGCAGCUCCAAAUCUGACCAUGAAGAACUCUCAGGAUCUUCCACAAAUUUAGCCGACCAUAACCCUUCAUCUUGGAGAGACCACGAUGAUGCAACCUCAACGCAUUCAGCAGGCACACCGGGGCCCUCCAGUGGGGGCCAUGCUUCCCAGAGUGGAGACAACAGCAGUGAGCAAGACUGCCAACCAAAUGAACACUUUAGGAGGAGGUGUAUAUAUAUGUCUGCAGCACCCAGAGGGUUAAUCCACCCCAUUGUGCAUAAGUGUUGGAGCUCUUAUGGGGAUGGGUUAGACAACAGCGUAGCCUCACCUGGUACAGGGGACGAUGAUGAUCCAGACAAGGACAAAAAGCGUCAGAAGAAAAGAGGCAUUUUCCCCAAAGUAGCAACAAAUAUCAUGAGAGCGUGGCUUUUCCAGCAUCUCACACAUCCAUAUCCUUCAGAGGAGCAGAAGAAACAGUUAGCCCAAGACACAGGACUUACAAUUCUACAAGUAAACAACUGGUUUAUUAAUGCCAGAAGAAGAAUAGUACAGCCUAUGAUUGACCAGUCAAAUCGAGCAGGCAAGUUUCAAGUAGUAUCUGUAUUCAAGUCCCACAGGCGCAAAUCCUCAUCAAGUUAUUCUUCAGGAGUCCCAUCACCUGUGAGCCAAGGAGCAGCAUAUAGUCCAGAGGGUCAGCCAAUGGGAAGCUUUGUAUUGGAUGGUCAGCAACACAUGGGAAUCCGGCCUGCAGGUUUGCAAGGCAUGCCAGGGGACUGCGUUUCUCAGGGUGGUCCUAUGGGUAUGAGUAUGGCACAGCCAAGUUACACUCCUCCCCAGAUGACCCCACACCCUACUCAGUUAAGACAUGGACCCCAAAUCCAUUCAUAUUUGUCAAGUCACCCCCAUCACCCAGCCAUGAUGAUGCACGGCGGACCCCCUACCCACCCUGGAAUGACCAUGUCAGCACAGAGCCCCACAAUGUUAAAUUCUGUAGACCCCAGUGUUGGUGGACAGGUUAUGGACAUUCAUGCCCAAUAGUAUAAGGGAACUCAAGGGAAAAAAACAAAAACAAACAAAAAAUCAAACCUAUUUUAAGACUUUUGAACUUUGACCAGAUAUUGACACUUAAAACGAAAUUCCAGACAGCUGUGAUUAUUUUUUACUUUUGUCAUUUUUCAUCAACAACAGAGGACCAAUGAAAAAAGAACAGAAAUGUGAAAUCAUGGGCUCACUGAAACAAUUAUGUCCAUGUACAGAUCCUCUGAGGGGAAAAAACAAAAAACAAACAAAAAAGACUCCAAGAGUUAUAACUACUGUAGUAUAAACAUAGGAACUAAGUUAACUUGUACAUUUCUGUUGAUCACUCCGUUAUGUUGCCUCAAAUAGUUUUAGAAGAAAAAAAAAUUCCUUGUUUUCCACACUAUGUGUGUUGUUCCCAAAAGAAUGACUGUUUUGGUUCACCAGUAAAGUCACUAUCCAUGAAAGACUACAGUAUAUUUCAGACCAGUUUUGGCCAGUGAAAAAAGAAUUACCCUGGAGAUGAAGAUGAAAAGUCUUGCUGGGUCUCUCAUCACUCAGAAGACAGUUCCAAGAAGGCCUUGCCAUCCCCUGGUUUUGUUCCUUCAUAAAUGUGUCCUUUAGUUUCAAACAGAUCUUUAUAGUUUGUGCUUCAAAAACCCAUUUUUUGGACUCUUCUUCAAAGAGCUUGCAGGUGAAGAUUUAAAAGACAGAGCAGGAGCUUCUUCCAGUAGUUCUGAGCCUUGGCUUUGGACAAAACAAAACUAAAAGUUGGGCAGCUUUCCUCAAUGAAAGAAGUUACUAAUGGUCUUUGCACCAAACCUAGAACUUUAUCAUGAACUCAAAGCUUGGGAAAAAAGCAAGAGAAUACUGUAACAAACUUCGUACAGAGUUCGGUCUAUUAAUUGUUUCAUGUUAGAUAUUCUAUGUGUUUACCUCAAUUGAAAAAGAAAAAAAAAAGAAUGUUUUGCUAGUAUCAGAUCUGCUGUGGAAUUGGUAUUGUAUGUCCAUGAAUUCUUCCUUUCUCAGCACGUGUUCCUCACUAGAAGAAAAUGCUGUUACCUUUAAGCUUUGUCAAAAUUUACAUUAAAAUACUUGUAUGAGGACUGUGACGUUAUGUUUAAAAAAAAGGUGUUAAGUCACAAAAUGCGGUAAUAAAUAUUUCAUUUUUGAUUUUU